CGCGGCGAGCAUGGGGCGGCCAUGGCCGGGGCCGGCGGCUGCGGCGGCGGCGCUGCUACCCCGGCGCGGCCCGAGCCCUCGGAGCUGUCGCUGCGGGAGGUGCUGCAGGUGUACGAGCAGCCCAUCAACGAGGAGCAGGCGUGGGCCGUGUGUUUCCAAGGCUGCCGCGGGCUGCAGGACGCGCCGGGCGCCCGCAUCCGUGACACGGACGAUGUCCUGCUGCGCAGGGACGGCUCGGUGGGCGCGCGGCGAGUGCCCGGAGCCGCGGAUCCUACAACAAUGGUGGUACUGCCCAGCAACGCAGAAGCCCAGACAGUGCAGUCACUGGGCUUCGCCAUCUACCGUGCACUGGACUGGGGUCUGGAUGAGAACGAGGAGCGGGAGCUCAGCCCGCAGUUGGAGCGACUCAUCGACCUCAUGGCUAACAGUGACUGUGAGGAUGGUGGCUGUGGGGCAGCUGAUGAAGGCUAUGGGGGCCCCGAGGAGGAGGAGGAGGCUGAGGGUGGCCCCCGGGCUGUGCGCACUCUGGCCCAGGCCAUGCGACUAUGCGCAGCCCGGCUCACGGACCCUCGAGGCGCCCAGGUCCACUACCAGGCUGUGUGCCGUGCCCUCUUCCUAGAGACCUUGGAGCUGCGUGCCUUCCUGGCCCGUGUCCGAGAGGCCAAGGAGAUGCUGCAGAAGCUCGGGGAGGAUGAGCCAAUGGUGGAGAAUCCGCAGGUGGAGCUCGACAACCUGGGACGCACUGACUGGGCCCGGCUGUGGGUCCAGCUCAUGAGGGAACUGCGCCACGGGGUAAAGCUCAAGAAGGUGCAGGAGCAGGAGUUUAACCCCCUCCCCACUGAGUUCCAGCUCACACCCUUCGAGAUGCUGAUGCAGGACAUCCGCGCCCGGAACUACAAACUGCGCAAGGUCAUGGUGGAUGGGGACAUCCCCCCAAGGGUGAAGAAGGAUGCCCAUGAGCUCAUUCUGGACUUCAUCCGCUCCCGGCCUCCGCUCAAGCAGGUGUCAGACCGACGGCUUGGCCCCCUGCCUCAGAAGCAGAGGACCCUACAUGAGAAGAUCCUGGAGGAGAUCAAGCAGGAGCGGAGGCUGCGCCCAGUUGGGGGCCAGCACUGGGGGUCCCGGGGGUUUGGUUCUUUGCCCUGCCUCCUUGGUGCCUGUUCCGGGGACAUCAAGUCCACCUCCUGCAUCAACCUGUCUGAUGUGGACGUCAGAAGCAGCCCCCAGCGCCCACGGCCACGUGUGCUGCUCAAGGCACCCACCCUGGCUGAGAUGGAAGAGAUGAACACCUCUGAGGAAGAAGAGUCCCCAUGUGGGGAGGUGACACUGAAGCGGGAUCGCUCUUUCUCAGAGCAUGACUUGGCACAGCUGCGGAGUGAGGUGGCCUCUGGCCCCCAGCUUGCGGGAGGUGUGGAGCCCAGCCGGCCCCGAGUGGGCAGUGAACACUCCUGGAGACCCCACAGUAGAGAUCAGGGCAAGUGCUGGCCCCAGUCCCACUCUCUCCCCUGUAUAUCCCUAGAGCUAUGGCUCUACCUGGGCUGCUACGACAGACCAGAGGCCUCCACGGCCCCAGACUCCAAACACCUGUGGCUGGAGUUCAGCCACCCUGUGGAGAGUCUGGCCCUGACGGUGGAGGAAGUGAUGGAUGUGCGCCGUGUGCUGGUAAAGGCAGAGAUGGAGAAGUUCUUGCAUAACCCGGAGCUCCUCAGCAGCCUGAAGAAGGGGAAGGUUUGCUGUUGCUGCCGAGCCAAGUUCCCCCUGUUCUCCUGGCCUCCCACCUGUCUCUUCUGCAAGAGAGCUGUCUGCGCCUCCUGCAGCAUGAAGAUGAAGAUGCCUUCCAAGAAGUUUGCACACAUCCCUGUCUACACACUGGGCUUCGAAGGUCCACAGAGGGCGUCGGUUGCCAGGGCCUCCACAGCCCAGAGAAGAGAUAUCUUCCAGUCCCUGCAGGGCCCGCAGUGGCGGAGCGUGGAGGAGGCAUUCCCCCACAUCUAUACCCACGGCUGUGUCCUGAAGGACGUCUGUAGCGACUGUGCCAGGUUUGUGGCUGACGUGGUGCACUCCAGCCGCAAGAGUGUGGACGUGCUCAAUACAACGCCACGCCGCAGCCGCCAGACCCAGUCCCUCUACAUCCCUCACACCGGGACUUUGGACCUCAAGUGAC
Messenger RNA from Ochotona curzoniae (black-lipped pika), 2164 nucleotides. It is a transcript of the gene SPIRE2, whose product is annotated as spire type actin nucleation factor 2. The transcript is spliced from 15 exons. The record is from RefSeq and is a predicted model, not a curated record. Gene Ontology annotation, molecular function: actin binding. Gene Ontology annotation, biological process: intracellular transport; actin filament network formation; Golgi vesicle transport. NCBI's taxonomy places the organism in Eukaryota, Metazoa, Chordata, Mammalia, Lagomorpha, Ochotonidae. Gene Ontology annotation, cellular component: cell cortex; cytoplasmic vesicle membrane. Bases 22 to 2163 code for a protein of 713 amino acids.